CAGACGCACGCGUUGCGCGGAAACCAGUGGUAUAAAAUCGAGAUAUUUAUUAAAAUUGCUCGAUCUAUUAAUAAAAAAAAAACUAGUUUUCUAUCUAACACUUUUUAUGUAAAUUAAUUGUUAGAGAUUAAAGGUAGCUCACACGUCGUUAUGACUUAUUGUAGAGCCUGAAAAUAUAAGUGCGCUUUUUUGUGUCUUUUUUCGAAAAUAAGUGAUGAAGGGACAGAGUAAAAGAUUUGUGAACCACAAAGGAAACGCUUACGACAUGGGUGUGAAGAAACAAGAUGAUAGUAUUGGAUUUUUUGAUCUGUGGCGAUAUUCAACAUGGAGCGAGCGGUUGGCCACGGUGCUGGGUUCCCUAUCCGGCUGCCUGUGCUCAGCCGGGCUGGUGGCGGCGGUGCUGAUCUACGGGGAGCUCACCGCGCUCUUCAUCACGCGCCACAAGGCGGAGCACAGCACGGGCCACGCGUAUAUAUUAAGCAUAUUCGGGGGAAACAGAAUAGUAGAUGACAGUAACAGAACCUUCCACAUGGACGCCCUCGUGGAGGACUCGGUCGCGUUCGCGGUGGCCAGCUUCGCCAUCAUGGCGUGCCAGCUCGUAGCUGCGGCCUGCGCGGUGACGCUCGCCAACUGGGCCGCCGGACGAAUGAUAACGAGGUUAAGAUGGAAACUCCUACGAUCAGUAUUAAGUCAAGAGACAGCAUUUUUUGAUACCAACACCACGAUGAACUUCGCAUCGACGCUUACAGAAGACACUGAAAAGUUAAAAAUGGGUGUCGGCGAGCAUGUUGCGAUGGCGUCAUACUUGGCAGGCAGUGUGAUUAUGGCGUGUAGUGUGGCGCUGGCACACGGCUGGCAGCUCACAUUGGCCGGCUUAGCUGUCGUGCCAGUAGCUUUAUUCGUGGCCGCCACUGUUGCUAAGAACCAGACCAGCUGUUCCGGCGAGGAGGUGGUGGCGUACGGCACGGCGGGGCGGAUAGUCGAACAAGCGCUGUCCGCUGUGCGCACAGUCAGAGCUUACGCGGGUGAAAACGUUGAAGUCACCAAAUACUCAGAGGCCCUGACGGGCGCAAGUUCUGCGGCGCGGCGCCGCUGCGCGUGGUCGGGCGCGGGCGCAGGGCUCGGCUGGCUGCUGACGUACGGCCUCAACGCCAUCGUGUUCGCGUACGGCGCCGCGCUCUGCGUGGCCGACAUGCCGCUGCCGCCCGAGGACAGGGUGUACCAUCCCGGGGUCAUGGUCACGGUCCUUUUCUGCACGUUCAUGGCAGCUCAAAAUAUUGCGAUGCUGAACCCUCAUCUGGAAAUCUUCUCGACCGCGCGAGGAGCUGCCAAGUCCCUCUUUCAUCUUCUAGAACGACAGUCCAAGAUCAACGCUUUGCAGGAUGCCGGAAUUAAGCCCGAGGCAUUUAAGGGCGAUAUCGUGUUCGAUAAUUUGUAUUUCAAUUAUCCAUCGAGACCUGAUGUUAAGGUAUUAAGAGGGCUAAGUCUAAAAGUGAACGCUGGUGAGACAGUGGCCCUGGUGGGAGGGUCGGGCUGCGGCAAGUCCACGCUGUUGCAACUCCUACAGCGCGCAUACGAGCCCGACAGCGGCAAUAUCGCGGUGGAUGGAAACAGGCUGAACUCGUUGCAUCUACACCACUUCCGCAGGAGGAUUGGCGUUGUGGGUCAAGAACCAGUUCUCUUCAGUGGCACAAUCCGAGAGAACAUAAUGUUGGGAGUAGACGACGCGACCGAGGCAGACAUGAUCGAAGCAGCAAAAAUUGCGCACGCUCAUCAGUUCAUCACUAAACUAGCUGAUGGAUAUGACACCACCCUCGGAGAAAGGGGAGCGCAACUAUCCGGCGGUCAAAAACAACGAGUGGCAAUAGCCCGCGCUUUGCUGCGGAAGCCUGCGAUCCUGUUGCUGGAUGAGCCGACAUCUGCACUGGACCCGGCUGCUGAGAGACAGGUCCAAGCUGCCUUGGAUGCAGCCAGCGAAGGCAGGACUACUUUAGUGGUCUCCCAUAGGUUAUCGACUAUAGUGAACGCAUCCCGCAUAGUGUACAUCGAGCAGGGCGCCGUGUUGGAGCAGGGAACGCACCUGGAACUACUGGCGAAAAAGGGCGCCUACUGGAAACUGUUGGAAGACGACAUGACGCAUAAAAGCAUAGCAGCAUCACAAUCAGAGUCCACCGAAGAUGACAUCGUGAAAGUUGAAGUUGAGCAGAAACUGAGUAAAGUUAGGCGUAACAGCAGCAUUUGCUCAACACAUAGAGAAUCGUUUCGGCGAGAUCGAUUCGUCCGCGGCAGUCUUCGACUCGGCUCCAUGUCCUCAAAUCAAAUGGCUUCUGCACCAACUCAUAUUCAGGAAGACGAAACAGAAGAGGAGGUGGAAGAAAAAGAAGCCAACGUGACGACCUGGCAGCUACUUAAACUGAAUAGUAAAGAAUGGCCACUACUCGCUGGUGGAGGAGUGGCCUCGCUUCUGAUCGGUGCGACUAUGCCUGUGUUCGCAUUGCUCUUCUCCAAGUUAUAUGGGAUGUUCUCGUGGCCAGAUCACGACGAAAUCCUCCGACACUCUCAAAUCUACGCGGGCAUGUUUGCUUGUGCAGCUUUCGUGAGUGGCAUCGUCACGUUCCUACAAGCAUGGCUGUUUGGGCUAGCCGGUGCGAAGCUAACGGAUAGAUUGAGGAUACUGACCUUUAACAACUACUUAGUACAGGAACAAGGUUGGUUCGACGUGCCUGCGAAUUCGGUGGGAGCUCUUUGCGCACGACUAGCUUCUGAUUGUGCUGCAGUGCAGGGUGCUACAGGUACUCGUCUGGGCACGAUGUUACAAGGGAUUAGUACCAUGGUAUUGGGUGUCGGGCUGGCGAUGGCAUACUCUUGGAAGAUGACCCUCGUCAGCUUGCUGAGCGUGCCAUGUGUAAUCGGUGGCAUAUGCUUGGAAGGUUGGGUGACCAAGAAGUCUGAGGUUAAAGAGCAACGUGCCUUGGAGAGUGCGUCGCGACUUGCUACCGAAGCUGUGAUCAAUGUGCGGACUGUACAUAGCCUAGGUGUGGAGUGGGCCAUCCUCAGGCGCUACCAGCAGGCACUGCACUCGGCGCGCCAGCAGGACCGAUCGCGCUGGGUGCGCGGGCCGGUGUACGGCCUGUGCCUGUGCGCGCCCACGCUGGGCUACGCGGUGUCACUCGCGUACGGCGGCUACCUCAUCGCCAGGGAGGACCUGAACUACGAAUACGCUAUACUGGUUUCCGAAGCUCUAAUCUACGGCGCGUGGAUGUUAGCAGAGGCGCUGUCGUUCGCGCCUAACUUCGCGGCGGCGCGGCGCUCCGGCGCUCGCAUCAUCCGCGCGCUGGCCAGGCAGCCGGCGGUGCAGACUGAAGACAGUGCUGUAGAUGAUCCCUCGUGGGUGGCGACCGGUAAACUGGAAUUCUCAAACAUCCACUUCCACUACCCCACGCGGCCCGGCGUGCCGGUGCUGCAGGGCCUGAGCCUGGAGGUGCCCGCGGGCAAGACGCUUGCGCUAGUCGGGCCAUCGGGCUGCGGGAAGUCGACCGUUAUGCAACUUCUAAUGAGGAGCUACGAUCCUAAUCAGGGCGUCGUGAGCGUGGACGGGCGUGACAUCCGGCGCGAUCUGCCUCUGGCCCGCCUGCGCUCCCAGCUGGGCCUGGUGCAACAAGAGCCAGUGAUGUUUGAGCGCUCCAUCCGGGAUAACAUCGCGUACGGCGAUAAUUCCCGCGACGUCCCGCUCGAGGAGAUCAUUGCGGCCGCUCAAAUGGCGAACGUGCACUCCUUCGUCGCCACCUUGCCUUCGGGCUACGACACGGUGCUGGAGGCGGGCUCGGCGGCGCUGUCGGGCGGCCAGAAGCAGCGCGUGGCCAUCGCGCGCGCGCUGCUGCGGCGGCCGCGCGUGCUGCUGCUGGACGAGGCCACGUCGGCGCUGGACGCCGCCAGCGAAAAGCUGGUGCAGGCGGCGUUGGACAGCGCGGCGCGCGGCCGCACCACCGUGGUCAUCGCGCACCGCCUCGCCACCGUGCGCAACGCGGACGUCAUCAGCGUUGUCGACAAAGGCGUUAUUGCAGAGAGCGGUUCACACGAAGAAUUGGUACGCAAACGUGGUCUAUAUUGGGAAUUACUGCAGCAGCAAGGUCCUUCAGAAGUCAGCUCGUGACAAUGACGAUCUAUCGAUAUUGAUAUUUGCUAUUUUGUUGUCGCCAUUUUGUGUAAUCUGUUGAUGACGUAUGAGGAUUGAGGAAGUCAUAGUGCCUUUUGAUCAGGGUAUCAAAUAAUUUAUACUCUUAGAAUAUUGGCUGGUGCCUACCUUUUUAUACACCUUUUGUAUUAGUAAAUUUAAUGCGAUUUCGUAAUGAGUUUGUAUUUUAAUAUAUAUGCAAGUGGCCUUUGUAUGUACUUUUCAAAUUGAAAGUUCAAUUGUUUAUUUUGAUUAAAUUGCAUUUGUUGGCUUUUUCGGUUAGGAAGUCGGCUAUGUUAUUUAUAAUAUUAUUAAGUUAAAGUAAGUAUAGAAGCUGCACGAAGUAUGUUCGAAAGUUUAUAAAAUAAUAGUAUAUGAAUGAGGAUUAGAUAAAAUAUGCAACGCUACGCUAAUGGCAAAGUGGUACUUUGCUAAAAUCCAUGACAUGCAAAGAAUGACAAAAACGCGUGAUCGCACGUCAUCUGUAAAGCUUGGAUGUACACAAAUUGUCUAUAGUAAGAAUUAUACAAAAUUAAGGCUUUUAGAAAAUUUACGAUCAAUUUAACAACUAAGAAUUAAAGACACAUUAAAGAAGUUUGGAGAUUCAUGAAAAUUGAUAUUAACGACUCUAAUUAGAUAUACCUAUAGGUAAUAUAAGCUAUUGACUGUGAUUGAAAAUUUAUUUAUAAGUAAUUAUAUAAGCGCCCAGCAACUCAGUUCAGCGGGCUUACUAUUAACGCUAGCAGUAUUGUUUUAGUAUUGUUUGCAUUUUUGUUUCAUAAUCCUCAGUUUAGGAUGUUAAGGACAAGGUAUGUCACUCUCGUCUAAAACUGGCAUUUAAUUGUUUUUAAACUGCAGCUAUGAUAGUAAGCCACUGUUCAAAAAUGUACAAAUAAUGAAGUUGUUAUAAGAUAAUAGUACAAGUAAAAAAAUAAACUGUAAGG
This is a messenger RNA of Pararge aegeria (speckled wood butterfly), 5118 nucleotides long. RefSeq names its product multidrug resistance protein homolog 49-like. Gene Ontology annotation, molecular function: ABC-type transporter activity; ATP hydrolysis activity; ATP binding. Gene Ontology annotation, biological process: transmembrane transport. The transcript has 25 exons. The coding region runs from base 215 to 4153 and encodes 1312 amino acids. NCBI's taxonomy places the organism in Eukaryota, Metazoa, Arthropoda, Insecta, Lepidoptera, Nymphalidae. Gene Ontology annotation, cellular component: membrane. The record is from RefSeq and is a predicted model, not a curated record.